Metopolophium dirhodum (rose-grain aphid) is the source of this 1101-nucleotide messenger RNA. RefSeq names its product piggyBac transposable element-derived protein 4-like. The record is from RefSeq and is a predicted model, not a curated record. Lineage: Eukaryota; Metazoa; Arthropoda; Insecta; Hemiptera; Aphididae. Bases 1 to 1101 code for a protein of 366 amino acids. The transcript is spliced from 2 exons.
AUGUCUCGAGAUCGAUUUGAAUUACUCUUAAGAUUUUGGCAUUUUGCGGAUAACGAGGAAACCCCUGACAAUGAUCGUAUCUAUAAAGUUCGUGAUUUGCUCGAACGUGUUGUAAAAAAUUAUCAAAAUGUCAUGGAACCAGAUGAGUACUUAGCAAUAGAUGAGUCAAUGGUUCCAUUCCGUGGUCGAUUGAAAUUCAAGCAAUACAUACCCGGGAAGGCGCAUAAAUAUGGAGUGAAGCUAUUUAAAAUAUGUGAAAAAAAUGGAUAUACACAUGAUUUACAAGUAUAUGCUGGUAAAAAUCAGGUAGAUGGUAAAGGUCUAGCACUUAGAGUUGUAAUGGAGUUAAUUAGACCUUAUUUAAAUGUAGGACGUACUGUAGUUACAGAUAACUUGUAUACAUCCAUGCCAUUGGCUCGUGAAUUAUUGAAGAACAACACACAUCUGGUAGGAACAUUGAGAACAAAUCGUGUUAAGUUACCUGAAGUGUUAAAAACAAAAUUGAAAAAAGGACAAAUAAUUGGAAAAGAAAGUACAGAUGGGGUAGUAGUCGCGAAAUGGCACGACAAACGAGAUGUUGCAAUGUUGUCUACCAAACAUGGUAUUGAAAUGAUCGAUACAGGCAAAAAGAAUCGAAAUGAUGAACCGAUUUUAAAACCACAAAUAAUUAUAGACUACAACUCUGGAAAGGCAGGGAUAGACUUAUCCGACCAAUUAUCAAGUUAUAAUUCGCCGAUACGUAAAUCAAUACGAUGGUACCAUAAAGUGGCCACUGAAAUUUUAUUAGGUACAUCGGUGGUCAAUGCUUUUAUUGUGUAUAAUAUGAAGAAACUUCCAAACGAAAAAAUUUCUAUUACGAAAUUUCGAGAAAUGUUGGUAGAUGAACUGUUAGGAUUAGAUCAAUUAACCAACAUAUCUGAAGAGCCGUCUAAUUCAAAUAAUAAACGUAAAAGAGUCAAACAUGUUUUUGAAGAAUCUGUAGAAAGGGACCAUAGGAACAGGAAAAUUAGAAAAAGAUGCUUACACUGUUACUCACAUAAAACCACAGUUUUAGGUUCAAAGUCAGCUGCACUUGCAACCAAAAAGAACAACGCCAAAUGA